CAGAAAUGCCAGUUAUUUGUAGAAUUGGAUUUGUAUUCUUUGUCCUUCCUAUCAAUCAAUAUGCUUUGUUUUCAUCUUGGUCUUUUUUCUUUUGUGUUUGGAGCACAUCUCACAUGUAUGUGCUAAAAUACUAAUUAGAUUUUUUCCAGCUUCUGUACUUCUAUUGCUUCUCAUAUAGAAUUUAAAUCUUUACUCUUAUUAUAUAUUUGAAUUCCCUUCCAGUUUUUUCUUAUCCAGUUUCUUUUUUACUCUCAGCUGUUGUUUCCCACCUCAUCUCUUGCUUUUAGAGGCUGUGUUUUUCUUUUCCGUUUGUCUUUUUCAGUUGGGAAUGUAAAGUAGAUAAUUUCCAAGUUUUUCUCCUGAUUCCCAGGGUAAGCCCACUACAGAAGCAAGCUUUCUCUCUUCCUCUAUAUGGUGGUGUUCGUCUUUCUUAUGGUUGAAGAGCAUCGUCUUGGUCCCACACUGUUACUGAUGUUUUUGAUUUUCUUAAAAAUUGACGGCAGAGGGACUUGGGUAGGGAUGGUAUUGUUCACUCUUGUCAGAGUGAGCAAGCCCUCUGCGUCACUCUCACUACCUCUAGGUGCUGAAGGACUCUUCAUCUACAUGUGAGGUAGGAGAGCGAGUGUUGGAAAGAUACAACAAGAUUUCUGAAUGAUAAAUCUUUCUGUACUCAGAAGAGGUCUUCCUUUGCUAUUGUUUAAUUUUUCAGCCCUGUGUCUAUAACAAGGGGGACUGUUUCUGUGUGAUUUGAAAAAGUUUAUAGUUUUUCGAGUUUUUGCAGGGAAAGUGGUAGUGGUGAGACUGUAAUCCUCUGAGGGCUCAUUCUGUUUCCGCGCCUCCUGUUGCUGACUUCACAGAGUAGUAUGCAUUGCUCCUCUUGGCUUCACCUUCCACUUCUGGCCAUGAACAUUUUAUUAUUGAGAGAGAACUGCCUUGAAAGAGAAUUAGCAAUGGAAGCCAGUAGUGGAGGGGUUACCUCAGGGUCUUUUUUUUCUUUUUUGAAGGAGAUGUAGAAUGGAGUAGAGUGAGAUGCCUUUUUAGGCUCUUCCUAACUGGACCUCCUGCUGCAGAGGCUGUAAUAAGCAUCCAGCUACCAAUUAACAUUUUUCAGUUCCAGUCCGGGUAUAAUGUUGUAUCCUGUUUAAACUUUAUUUUGGGAUAUAUAUUUCACUGGGAAAGCAAGGAGGAAAGCAAAGUGCUGAGCUUUCUAGUUAGUUGCCGCUGAGACUGAGCCAAACUUUCUCCCUUUUGCUGCUUCCCUGUGCUAUUUAUUGAAUUACUGGGUCUAUCCCUGCUGUGCCCCAUCCAGGCUGUCAAAUGCGUUGAAAUCCAGGUCACUCACUAGCCCUAUCAAAACAAUCCAUCUUUUGUCUCAAUUUCCUAGCAUGAUCCUUCCUCAAAAGUAUGCCAUGCUAAUUACAAAUAUUUGUUUGGGGGAUUUCAGAAUCAGGUAAUCUCUCUGGCCUGGGCCUUAGGUUCCAUGUUUGAAUUUGUACCCUGGCUCCUUCUUUGCUCUCUGAAAUUUGAGGACCACUGCCCAAGGACCCCGGUAGUUAUCAUUUAGUAUGGAAGAAGAUGAGUUCUUUGGAGAAAAAACAUUUCAGCACUUUUGUGCAGAAUUCAUUAAACAUUCACAGCAGAUAAGUGAUGGUUGGGAAUGGAGAACUUCGAAGGACUGUUCUGAAGGCUACAUGUGCAAAACACAAUUUCAAAUGAAACCUGGGACACUGGUAUCGCAUCCGGGGACAUCUGCCCAUGUCCAGACAUGUCUUCCCGUGGAGGAGGCUUUAGAACUACCCCCGGAUGAUUUUGAAGUGACUGAGACCACAGCAGGAAGCGAAGUGGUUAAAUACGAGUAUCAUGUCUUAUACUCCUGCAGCUACCAAGUGCCUGUGCUUUACUUUAGGGCAAGCUUUUUAGAUGGAAGACCUUUAGCUCUGAAGGACAUAUGGGAAGGAAUCCAUGAGUGUUACAAGUCACAGCUGCUGCAGGAGCCAUGGGACACCAUUACCCAACAGGAGCACCCAGUGCUUGGACAACCCUUCUUUGUACUUCAUCCCUGCAAGACGAAUGAAUUCAUGACUCCUGUGUUAGAGAAUUCUCGAAAAAUCAAUAGGAGUGUCAACUAUAUCACGUCAUGGCUGAGCAUUGUAGGGCCAGUUGUUGGGCUUAAUCUACCUCUGAGUUAUGCCAGAACCGCCUCUCAGGAUGAAUGAAGUGUCACUUGACAAGCCAAGGAACCUAGAAAUUGCAGCAUGAAGAACAACGAAAGUGUACCUGGCCAGCCCGGUUUUAAUAGGACAGAUACCGUGCAGUAGUUCAACUCACCAAGAUUUUGACAUGGAUUUAUUUUUCCACUGGAAGCAAAUUCUGCAGUAACCGACAGGCUGUGUCCCUCAUCUAGAAGAACUGUUGGUUUGGAGUUGCUUGUUUUGUUUUUCAUUUUAUCUUGCCAGGGGCUGAAACUAAGACAAAAAUAUAAUUGUUUCUUUAGAGAAUCUAGAUUCGUGUCUAUUGAUGCAGGAUAUACUUCAGGGUCACCUGAGAAUCUUUUUUGACUGCAAAUGUUGGGGUCAACCUCCUGGAACAGCCUCUGUGGAGUGAUUAUGACACACCUGCUUUUGGAGAACCUCUGAUCUGGAUGUACUGUUGGUGUGGUAUUUAUUCGUAUUGUUUGGGUCUCCCAACAGGCCUUUUCUAAUUCUGUGUAUAGCUCCAACAAGCUGGACGUACUUCCUAACACUGGGCAUUGCCCUGCGCCUCCUGGUCGGUAGGAAUAUCCAGGAGAUGUGUGUCUGCAAGGCAGUCUGCUCAGAGCAAGCAGUCGGGAAGAGGGGAUUAUCUGCUGGCCAGUCACAGAAGACUGUGCUUGUGCUUUUAGUCUGUAGGUUCGGGGCUGAUCUCUCACACAGGGAGCUGAAGUAGAGAACGGGUUAAUUCAAACUGCUGGAAAAGCUAAAAGUAAAUUUUAAAAUGCUGAGCUGCACAUAUUCAUGCUGGGAUGAGAGCCUGCUUACAUGCUUGCUGGGUAUUUUGGUAUUUACCACUUAACAUCUUUUCAACUUCUUCAGGGAUUUCCACCCCCCCCCCCCCACCCAACUCUCCCUAAUGUAAACACAGAUCUCUCAGCAAGUCAUUUCUCAGACCAUGUCAUUCCUAGGGUAAAAAAAAAAAAAAACAAAAAAAAAAAAAACCACCUAAAUAAAGGAUAAUAAUAUGUUGUCUGGAUGAUGUACUUGUCUGGAAAUAAUAGUUAUCCUUUGCUAACAGGUUCUGAGAUGAUAGUAGUCAGUCACUGUAGGGACAGCGUGUAGGUUUUGUGUUGGUGUUGGUGUUGUUUUUAAGUUAAAUUUUUUCCCCUCUGAUUGAUGAAGACCUAAAACUCAUCAGGAGCAUGAAAAAGUUCUGAAAAGGUCCCUUUCCUCAGGCUACUCUCUUCCUUUUCAGAAUAUUUCCACUUAACAAAAAAUUUUAAUUUUUGGUUGAUAAAAAUUUCCAUUUUUAAGAGUGCAGCUAUAUAACAGGCUGUUAUCCCAACAGUCAUAAAACAUUAGAAAAUAUUUUGUUUUCUCAAAGUAACAGUUCUUACUCUGCAAUAUGAGGCUUUUGCCUCUGGGUUUCUUCUCCAGUUAAUAUAAUGUAAAACCCCUUCAAGCAGAAAUAAGGCUGGUUAAAACUGCUUCCAGCCAAUAUCCUGAACUCUGCUUUUGUGUAGCAUUGGAAAACUUCCUUCACCUCUUUGGUCCUCAGCCGUGUGAUUCGUGAGAGUAACUGCAAUUCUCGGGUCUGUGAAAUACAAGUGUAGAGAUCUAGACUGUGAGUUUGGUUAGCUGCCAGCUGUGUGACUUGGGCUAAUUGUCCUCAUCUUCGUCUUUUACCAUCUCUAUGUUUAAAGUCCCUUAAUACCCAUCCCACCCACCUAACAAGAGCCAGGAGGAGACCAAAAUGGAAAGUCAACCUGAAUGUGCUUCAUAACCAGCACAAUGGCACAUGGAGGAAGAGGGAUGAGGGAUAAUUGGCCCCUUGCUCCUUUUCAGCGUCAGCAUACCCUCCGAGCUCAUUUCAGCCUUGAUUUCUCCCGACACACAUGGGCCCCACAUUCUUAUCUGGCGGUUGUUCAUGCUGGUUCCCACCUGGAAAUGCUUUCUUCUCCAUCUCUCUACUCGAGUCCCAACCUACUCCAUAAAAUGCACUCUCACAAAGCCAUCUCUAACCAUCACAGCCACCACUGGUCAACCUGCCCCUUCGUUACUUACUAUACUUAGUCAUAUCAACAUUUAAUUGUCUCCCUUUCACUCUGAUUUCUUUCCCACACCUUAAUGAUGGAUUAUAAGUAACUUACCCAUUUGACUGGGUGGGUGAGAAGCUGUGUUAACCAUUCAGUACUCGCUUACAGACUGGGAGUUAAAAAACAAAACUAACCAUCCUCCUAACACAGAUGUAUUAGAUAAAGAGGGGGGAAAAAAAAAGACGCUAAAACUGCGUUUUUGCAUCCAUUUUUCCUAAGAUACAUAUAUUUCUUCAUCAUACUCUUAAGAUAUGAGAAAAUGGAGGUCUGCAUUGUCACAACCAGCUCUUACAUAAUUCACAGAGCUGAUAUUCCAGUGUGUUGGGGUUUUUAUUUUUUUACCAUUAAAAUGUGAGAGUAAGAAUAUACAAAUACUCCCUCCAGCAGAUACCCAUUGAGUUCCUCUUAUAUACUGAGUCCUAGGCUAGCUGCCAGGGAUGAUAAGCAGAAAGACAUGACCCUGGCUCCUAAGAAUGCCCCUAGUCCACUGGAAAAGACAGACAAGAAGAUUCAGGGACAGAAGGUCGUGCUGUGGCAAAGGUGUGCAAAGCAAGCACGCGGGAAGGUUCAUAGAAGAGGAAUGUGAGUGGAGUCGUGACAAGCUUAGGAUUUAGCUAGGUCAAGAAUGCAGGAAAGCCCUUGAAAAUGCAUGGGGAAAUGGUCAAGAGUUAGGUUGGCUAGCAGAACUACUGAGAUUGGCUAGCAGAACUGGGGCUGGGUCUGGAGGAAAUCGAUGGCCACGCUGAGAAUUGCAUUUGGUCUGAAAACCAGAAAGAGCCAUUGAGAAUUCAAGUAGAGGAAGUGAAGUGAUCAUAUGUGCAUUUGAGAAAGAUCCUAUAUCUUUAAAAUGACAAUUGCAUAUAACUAACCACACCUGUACUUUGUCAGUUUUUUCACCAGCAGGUUCUGGCCCACAGGCUUUAGAAGGUUGGAGAGGGGGACGUGCUGGGAGUAUGCCAAGGACAUUUUUCAAUUUUUGCCCAGGGGUCUUCCAAAACAAAACUGCCAGUGUCCUGAAAAGCCUGAGUCUUGGCUGUGUUACCUGGGGCAAUUCACUCCACCUCUCUGAACCUCUCUUUACAAAUGUAUUAAAUGGAAGGAAGUGUAUUAGAUCAUGUAAAAUCCAGUUACUAGUUUAUGACCUAUAUAUAUGUUUUUAUGAAAUAGGGUAUGUCUGGGAAACACUCCCUGUGUGUCUUCUUUAUUCUCACACUACUACACUCACAACAUUUCUGACUCUAGAUGUGUGGGUUUUUGACACAACAAGCAAUUCUGCAGUACCAGCUGGGAUCCUACAAUUCAGUUCAGUUCUGACACUAUCAAUCUGAAGGUAGGAUCAAAUCCUGUAAGUUAAGACUUAAGUCCCACAAGUUACACAUCUGUUUAUAUAGGUAUGUGUGUAUUUGCACACGUGCAUACUAGGUGGUAAUGUAAAUAUAUUUCUAACUCCAGGGAAUGGGGAUUUGAAAACUGAUGGACAAAUAAGAUCCCUCCCAAUUCUAAGACCUUUUGAUUCCUCCCUUAUACUGCUGGCCAGUAAGUUGCUUAGGGUUGUUCUAGAAGGAUAUAGGCAGUACUUAACUACAAUUGUGCCCAUGGCACUGAGAUACUUAAAUAUGCACAUAGGUCCUUUUAUAGGGCUUGUCUGUAAAAGUGCUUUCUUAUCCUGAAAUGCUGUAGUGUUCCUUCAAGCAGUACUGUAAUGCAAAGGCCUUGCUUUUAAAACGUUUGUGUUGUCAAUAGCAACACCUACUGGUAAAAGAGCCCAAUUGCAAGUAUCCUGUAUUCUAGACUUAAAACUGAAAGUGAUUUUAGGUAUCACCAAGUCCCAUUUGUAAAUUAUUAAGAACAAACUGGAAACUCAAAUUUUUUUUCCUACAUUGAAAUACACUUUCAUUGAGAACAAAUAAAACCUAUGGUUGCAUUAUGAUUUCUUGUAUUUCUCUGAAGCUUUUCAAAUACCCAGAAAUCACUGUUACAGCUGAGGCAAAAAAUUAACUAAGCAUACAUUGAUAGGUUAACCUGGAAAUCAUAGGUCAGUAUAUCUCCAGCCUAUUGUGCAUUGUAAAUAACAAUACACGUUGCAUGCCAGAUCUUCAGAGUUUAGCAUGAUGCCUGGCACGUGGUAAUACUCAGUAAAUCUUUGUGGAAUGUUUGUAUAUGUGCUGAAUACUAAGCGUGGGGAAAGAUCUGGUGAUCUUUCUGCAGGCACCAGGAAUUGGACCCGCUUUCCUUUUUUGAGAACCAUGACCCACUCUUUUCUUUGAGAAGAUUUUUUUUCCCUGGCACAGCGGUGGUGUGGGAUGUGUCUCCUCCCCUCAUUUCUUCAAUAGAUUCCAAGAGAAUAGCCAGGCCCUUACCUGCUUAUUAUUAGGGAAAUGGCUAAAUUAAACGUGAUGCUGUAUGGCAGUUAAGGGGAAUGAAUUCAAUCUCCACAUAGGCAGUUCUCAUAUAUAGAUUGUUGAGUUAAAACAGAAAACAGAAACUAGAUGAUAAAUAUGCAUGCAACUUAAUACUGUUUAUAUAAAAAAUACACCAGUACCGCACAUUUUCUAUAGUACCUAUUACAGUAUAUGUAUCUGAAAACAUGAAAAGUGAUCUAAAAGGACACACCAAAUUUGUAAGAGAGGUUACCUCAGAGAGUGGAGAGUGAGAACUUGGAUCGAAAGAAAUCAAAGAUGUUGGCUCUUUUUAUAAUGCUACCCUUAUCUAGCUGUAGACUGUGAAACUAAAAUUCAUUUUUAGAAAACAUUUUAGUCUUUAUAGAUAACUUGGAAGCCACACAAACAUUUAAAGGAGAACAUUUUAAAUGUGCCUAAGAGUAAAUCACCCAUGGGUCACCGCAGUUAAAUUUUUGAUGUAUUUCUUCAUACUAGUUUAAACAUAAUUAGGGUCAUUCCGUAUGUGGUUUUACAUUAUGAUUUUUCCCAUUUAACAUUAUAUUGGCAGCAUUUUCCCAUGUCAUAUUGAAAAACAAUUUAAAAUGACUAGUAAUCUUCCAUAUCAAAAUGUUCCAACUAGUUCUCCUAUUGUUGGACUUUUAGGGUGUUUCUAAUUCUUCACUGUUUAGUUGGUAUACACUCCUUGAGCACUCCCCUCGUACAUGGUCAUGACCUGUGCUAGAAAGAUAGUGGUCCAUAAGGUAGACAUAGUCCCCCUCUCAGAGAGCUUUCAGAAUGUACGUAAUGCAAUGAGGAAUGUGUGCAGAAACAGUUGCUCACAUUUGGUUUCUUUAGGUUAUACUAUUACAAAGGGAAUGAACAGAUCAAAGGAUAUGGAGUGUCUUUAGACUUCUGAUUCUUGUCGCUAAAUUGUUCAUCAGUAAGACUAUAGGGAUUUACAUUCACAGCAGUAGUCUGUAUCUUACCAUUUCCUAAAAAUCUUUGAAAAUAGUUUUAUUUUCCUUUGCUUUUAUUAUGGAAACAAUCAUUUUUCUCUUCAUGUCCUGGUAAAAUUUGCAUGGAUGCUCAGCUUUGUUUCUUCCCAGUAUCUAUGCAUUUCUCAGUGCUGCUACUGUGAGUUUUCCAGCUUCUUUAUUGUCCAUUUUAUUGCCCCAAAUCUGUUUUUUUACUAUCAGAGCUGACUGUCCAUCUAUUGGUUCUAUUACAACCAGAAGCAUAGAGUUAAAUAAUUAGGAUUUGUAUGUAAUUUUAAAAAAAUAUUAUGGAAAAUUUUAUGUGUACUCAAAAGUAAAUAAUAUAAUGAACCCUCAUGUACAUCAGAAUCAGAAUCUGUAAUUACCAAGAUUUUUGACAUAUUUGCUUCAUUUAACCUUAACUUUAUAUUUGCAUAAAUAUUUUAAAGAAAAUUGUAGACAUUAUGUCAUCUGUUUUUAUAGGUGUAUACUAAAUAUUUUUCAUUUGAUCUAUUCUGACAAGUUUUACAUCAGUCUUAGAUGUUAAAACAUCUUUGGGUUCUUGUCCUCUGCUCUUCUCCUCAGGUAGAACUUUGCACCCUCUUUCGGCUUUUGCCUUUGCCAGUAACAUUGGGGAACUUCCCUCUAAAAUGGCCCACUGUUGGGCGCCUGGGUGGCUCAGUGGGUUAAAGCCUCUGCCUUCGGCUCGGGUCAUGAUCUCAGGGUCCUGGGAUCGAGCCCCACAUCAGGCUCUCUGCUCAGCAGGGAGCCUGCUUCCUCCUCUCUCUCUGUCUACUUGUGAUCUCUGUCUGUCAAAUAAAUAGAUAAAAUCUUUAAAAAUAAAUAAAUAAAAUGGCCCACUGUUGAACCCUCUUACACUGUUAGUAGGAAUGCAAGCUGGUGCAUCCACUCUGGAAAACAGUAUGGAGGUUCCUCAAGAAGAUAAAAAUAGAACUACCCUAUGACCCAGCAAUUGCACUACUAGGUAUUUACCCCCAAAGAUCCAAAAGUAGUGAUCUGAAGGGGCACCUGCACCCCAAAGUUCAUAGCAGCAAUGUCCACAAUAGCCAAACUGUGGAAACAGCCAAGAUAUCCAUCAAAAGAAGAAUGGAUAAAGAAGAUGUGGUAUAUAUGUAUAUACACACACAAUGGAGUAUUACUCAGCCAUCAGAAAGAAUGAAUACUUACCAUUGACACUGACAUGAAUGGAACUGGAGGGUAUCAUGCUAAGUGAAAAAGUCAAUCAGAGAAAGAGAAAAUCAUAUAGUUUCACUCAUAAAUGGAAUAUAAGAAAGGAUCAUAUAGGAAGAGAGGGAAUAUAAGAAAGGAUCAUAUAGGAAGAGAGGGAAAACUGAAUGGGAAGUCAUCAGAAAGGGAGAAAAACCAUGAGAGACUCUUAACUCUAGGAAACAAACCAAGGUUUGCUGGAGGGGAGAUUUGUGGGGGGAUGGGUUAAUUGAGUGAUGGGCAUUAGAGAGGGCACAUGAUGUGAUGAGCACUGAAUGUUAUACACCAACUAAUUAUUGAACACUACAUCUGAAACUAAUGAGGUACUAUAUGUUGACUAACAGAAUUUAAAUUAAAAAAUAGUGUGUUUUAAGAAGACCUCAAAAAAAAAUGGCCCACUGUUGCAUAAUUAGAUCAGCCGGUACCAUCAAAACAGAAUGUGAACUGUAUAUUCUGCAGCCUGGAUCCAUGUAGUUUCACCACACGGAGACAUUGCAUAAAUGAUGUCAAACCAUAGACAACUUCUUGUGACUGUUCUCAACUGUGAUUAAAACCGACAGUAAUGUAAUAUGUGACUAAAUCUGCUCACUGCUGUGUAGCUUUAAACAAUAGCUGGUUUCUUGUGAAGGAACCCCUUUAUAAGUCUGAAAAUUUACGGAACCUAUUUUCAGAAAAAUGUGUGUGUGUGAUAUAUGUGGGUGUGUGUAUGUAUACAUACAAACAUCCCUGAUAUAUAUCAGAAAAUUCUGCAUACAUGGGGCUCCUGGGUGCUGAGCUGGUUAAGCAUCCUGCUUUUGAUUUUGACUCAGCUCAUGAUCUCACAGUGGAGCCUGCUUAAGAUUCUCUCUCUUGGAGAAAUUAAGGAGUCAAUCCCAUUUACAAUUGCACCCAAAACCAUAAAAUACCUAGGAAUAAACCUAACCAAAGAGGCACAGAAUCUAUACUCAGAAAACUAUAAAGUACUUAUGAAAGAAAUUGAGGAAGACACAAAGAAAUGGAAAAAUGUUCCAUACUCCUGGAUUGGAAGAAUAAAUAUUGUGAAAAUGUCUAUGCUACCUAAAGCAAUCUACACAUUUAAUGCAAUUCCUAUCAAAGUACCAUCCAUCUUUUUCAAAGAAAUGGAACAAAUAAUUCUAAAAUUUAUAUGGAACCAGAAAAGACCUCGAAUAGCCAAAGGGAUAUUGAAAAAGAAAGCCAACGUUGGUGGCAUCACAAUUCCGGACUUCAAGCUCUAUUACAAAGCUGUCAUCAUCAAGACAGCAUGGUACUGGCACAAAAACAGACACAUAGAUCAAUGGAACAGAAUAGAGAGCCCAGAAAUAGACCCUCAAAUCUAUGGUCAACUAAUCUUCGACAAAGCAGGAAAGAAUGUCCAAUGGAAAAAAGACAGCCUCUUCAAUAAAUGGUGCUGGGAAAACUGGACAGCCACAUGCAGAAAAAUGAAAUUGGACCAUUUCCUUACACCACACACAAAAAUAGACUCAAAAUGGAUGAAGGACCUCAAUGUGUGAAAGGAAUCCAUCAAAAUCCUUGAGGAGAACACAGGCAGCAACCUCUUCGACCUCAGCCGCAGCAACAUCUUCCUAGGAACAACGCCAAAGGCAAGGGAAGCAAGGGCAAAAAUGAACUAUUGGGAUUUCAUCAAGAUCAAAAGCUUUUGCACAGCAAAAGAAACAGUUAACAAAGACAACUGACAGAAUGGGAGAAGAUAUUUGCAAACGACAUAUCAGAUAAAGGACUAGUGUCCAGAAUCUAUAAAGAACUUAGCAAACUCAACACCCAAAGAACAAAUAAUCCAAUCAAGAAAUGGGCAGAGGACAUGAACAGACAUUUCUGCAAAGAAGACAUCCAGAUGGCCAACAGACACAUGAAAAAGUGCUCCAUAUCACUCGGCAUCAGGGAAAUACAAAUCAAAACCACAAUGCGAUAUCACCUCACACCAGUCAGAAUAGCUAAAAUCAACAAGUCAGGAAAUGACAGAUGCUGGCGAGGAUGCGGAAAAAGGGGAACCCUCCUACACUGUUGGUGGGAAUGCAAGCUGGUGCAGCCACUCUGGAAAACAGCAUGGAGGUUCCUCAAAUUGUUGAAAAUAGAACUGCCCUAUGACCCAGCAAUUGCACUAUUGGGUAUUUACCCUAAAGAUACAAACAUAGUGAUCCAAAGGGGCACGUGCACCUGAAUGUUUAUAGCAGCAAUGUCCACAAUUGCCAAACUAUGGAAAGAACCUAGAUGUCCAUCAACAGAUGAAUGGAUCAAGAAGAUGUGGUAUAUAUACACAAUGGAAUACUAUGCAGCCAUCAAAAGAAAUGAAAUCUUGCCAUUUGCAACAACAUGGAUGGAACUAGAGCGUAUCAUGCUUAGCGAAAUAAGUCAAGCAGAGAAAGACAACUAUCAUAUGAUCUCCCUGAUAUGAGGAAGUGGUGAUGCAACAUGGGGGCUUAAGUGGGUAGGAGAAGAAUAAAUGAAACAAGAUGGGAUUGGGAGGGAGACAAACCAUAAGUGACUCUUAAUCUCACAAAACAAACUGAGGUUUGCUGGGGGGAGGGGGUUUGGGAGAAGGGGGUGGGAUUAUGGACAUUGGGGAGGGUAUGUGCUUUGGUGAGUGCUGUGAAGUGUGUAAACCUGGUGAUUCACAGACCUGUACCCCUGGGGAUAAAAAUAUAUGUUUAUAAAAAAUUAAAAAAUUAAAAAAAAAAAAAAGAUUCUCUCUCUUGGGGCACCUGGGUGGCUCAGUGGGUUAAGUCUCUGCCUUCGGCUCAGCUCAUGAUCUCAGGGUCCUGGGAUUGAGCCCCGAAUCGGGCUCUCUGCUGGGCAGGGAGCCUGCUUCUCCCUCUCUCUCUGCCUACUUGUGAUCUGUCUGUCAAAUAAAUAAAUAAAAUCUUAAAAAAAAAAAAAAAGAUUCUCUCCCUCCUCCCUCUGUCCCUCCCCACCCAACCUAUGCAUGCACAAACAUGCAUUCUCUCUCUUAAAAAAAAAAAAAGGCAGAAAAUUCUGCAUACAGUUGCAGGACGUACCUAGACCCUUUAAAAUCUAUGAGACAAAUCCUAGAUCAAGAAUCUUGGUCAAUAAAUUGCAUUCAUAAUGGUUUUCUUCUAUUACAUACACACACACACAAAUAUGCAGGCACAAAUGUAUGCAUUUAUGUCAUGGGCAAGAAAAAGGAGAGUAUAGUGACAGAAAAAAAAAAACCUACCUAAUUAUAAACAUUUAAAAAUGUAUAAAAUACUGAAGGGACAAAAAUCAGUUAUUGCAUAUAGAAUUAAAAGGGUUGGGAAAAAAAUGGAACCUACUGGGAACCUGAAGAGGGGGAAAGUGGUCCUACUUACCUGUAAAUGUGCACAAAACAUCACCUGAAGUUGUUAAACUAUAUAGAAAAAAGUUUAAAGACUUAUAAGAAGCCUGGAUAAAUUCACAAAGCUGAUGGGGAAAAAUGAUAUGACAAAUCCGUCUAUUUCGUAUCACCAUUUCCAAAGCAGGUGUUAAUGGACAAAACAUGUUUCAACAAGUAAUGUUGCUCUCAACUGUUCUCAGCUGUGAUUGAAACAUUAUUUAAAAUGUGGCUUCCUUUGCCCACUAUUGUACAGAUUUAAACAUUAGCUGAUUGGCAAUAGGGGUAAAAAAGCAUAAUAAUAUUUUCAUUAGUAUCUAAACUUACUUGAAAAUUUGGUUACGGGGACGCCUGGGUGGCUCAGUUGGUUAAGCAGCUGCCUUCGGCUCAGGUCAUGAUCCCAGCGUCCUGGCAUCGAGUCCCACAUCGGGCUCCUUGCUCAGCAGGGAGCCUGCUUCUCCCUCUGCCUCUGCUGCCACUCUGUCUGCCUGUGCUCACUCUCCCCCGCCUCUGAUAAAUAAAAUCUUAAAAAAAAAAAGAAAAUUUGGUUACGUUCAAUAUGUCCUACCUACUCUUUUAGCCCAACCAAGUAACUUGACCCCUUGUUCUGUUUCUAAUGAAACACCACAAAAGAGAUUUUAGAAAGCUAGACUUAAAAAAAGAAGCAAAAACAACUCAUUGUGAGUAGAUUAAAGAACAGAAUUCAUGUCAAUAACUUAUUACCACAAGUAAUCAAGCAGCUCACUGGUAAGUACUUCUCUGUAAGCUGUGAAGGGGUGAUCGGGGCCAUGAUUUCCUCCUUUCCCUCCUGGGAGAGCAACUCUCCUUGGCACUUGAAUUGCUGUGUGAAAGCUUCAGGUUGUCUGGGAAGCAGAAUGUGUUAAAGGAAGGGAUCUUGAUGGUGCUCAUUAUGUCUGACUAAAGGUCCAAGGUGCUGGGUGUGAGGGGCCCCUCUUUUUUGAAGAUAGACACCAUAUAUUAAAGGCUUGAGUGACCACCUCAAUGAGAGGGAGACUCUGCAUGUACAAAUUUGGAAACGUUAUUUAUCUGUGGCUCAGGCUUCAAAUGUGACACUAUAAUGAUGACUUUCUCCUAUGGGACAUUUUAUGCUCACAAAAUUUAAUGUUUUAAUGCUUUGGUCUAGAACCCCUGUGGUCACCUUUUCAUGAUAAUAAGGUUUAAAAUCCACUUAUUUUCCUCACAUACUAACAAACAUAAUAACUUCAGUUUACCAAAUAAUAUGGCCAGGAAUUGUGCUAGAAACUAAGAAUGCUCAGUACAACCUGCCAAGACAAUCCCCCAACUAUAAUGUCUUAAGAAAUGUGAGCGACUACUUGAAUGAUCCAUUUAAACAGAUUUUAUAGGCUAAAAUAAAAAGAUUAUACAAGCCACUGUUAGUGAAAAUUUUAUAGUGAUAUGGCAAUUUACGAUCUUGGUCUCUUUUCUUGACUGUGCUAAGCCAAUAAAGAAACAUUAGCUACUUGGAUAACCUUGAAACAGACUCCAGGAGUGUUAUCCACAGCAUGGCCAUUAUGACCACUAAAUCCUGCCACCAUAUAUCUUCCUAGAAUGAAAGAAGGAAAGUCGUGUAUUUUGGAAGAGGAUCAUUUGUUUCCUUACUUUUGAGAUUAGAAAGUUCUUUAUGUACUUUUGGUACAAGUCUGUUGUUGGAUAUGUGACUUGCAAAUAUUUUUGUCUGUGGUUUGUAUUUUCAUCCUCUUAAUAAGAUCUUUCAGAGUAAAAUUUUUUAAAAGUCCAAUGUACCGUUUUUUUUUUUUGUUUUUUUUUUUUUUUUUUGUGGAGGUACUUUUGAUGUAUUGUCUAAAAGCUCUUCACCUAAGUCAUGAAGAUACUCUGUUUUCUUCUACAAGUUUUAUAGCUUUACAUUUUAUUCAGAUACUAUGAACCAUUUUGAAUUAAUUUCUGUUUAAGAUGGGAGAUUCAGGUUGAGGUCCAUUCUUUUUUUGCAAAUGAAAGCCGGUACUGUUUAUUGUAAAAACUAUGUUUCCUCCAUUGAAUUGCUUUUUUAUCUGUCAAAAAUCACUUGGUCUUGGUCUUACCUGUAAAGUCUACUUAUGGAUUCUAUUCUAUUGAUCUGUGUCUGCCCCCCUUCAAUACCACACCCUCCUGAUUACUGUAGCUACAAAUUAAGUCUUAAAACCAAGUUUUGUGAUUCCUCCACCCUUUAUUCUUCAUUUUCAGUAUUAACUAUUCUAGUUCCUUUGCCUUUUCAAUAAAAUUUUACCAUUAGCUUUUCUAUUUCUUUUUUUCUUGAUGAUCUUAUUUGAGAGCGAGAGCGCACAUGAGCAGGGGGGAGGAUUAGAGGGAGAGCGAGCAGCAGACUCCCUGCUGAGCAGGGAGCCAGAGGACAUGGGACUUGAUCCCAGGGCACUGGGCCGAAGGCAGAUAUUUAAUGACUGAGACACUCAAGUGCCCCAGCUUUUCUAUUUCUAUAGGGUAAAAAAAAAAAAAAAAAAAAAAUCUGCUGGGAUUUUGUUUAAAUUUUGCACCCGGGUGUCUAUUUUCUCUGACCCUACAGCCUCCAUGUGUAGUCAGGCACAGCUCAGGACUGGGCACACACUUUAUGCUGGAACUAAGAAGGGACAACAUCUGUCAUAAAGGUAGUGGGGGAUGGGUGAGAGGAAUACACAGGAGACAGAAUGAGCCAUGAGAAGGCAGAUUUGUUUCAGAAACUGGGGUUAGGGAUACCUGGGUGGCUGAGUUGGGUUAAGCGUCUGCCUUUGGUUCAAGUUAUGAUCCCAGGGUCAUGGAAUCAAGCCCCACAUCUGGCUCCCUGCCCAGCAGGGAGCCUACUUAUCCCCUCUGCCUGCUUGUGCUUGCUCUCUCUGACCAACGAAUAAAAUCUUAAAAACAAAACAUUGGGGUUAGAACAGUCGCAGGUAGAUUUGUGUUUCUGUCAGCCACUUAACUAACGGACAAGCAUCCACGGUGCACCCAGCAGACAAGUGCAAACCACUGUCAUAGGAUGUCUUAACUCCUAGGUGUGGUGUUCUCUACAGGUUUGGCUGAGGUUUCAGGACGGCCAGAAACAGGACAUACUGGAGAGGGGUGGGUGGGUGUCGAUGCCAGCCCAUCCAUUAGCCCUAUCCAAGCCUUCUCCACACUGCAUGGCCAGGCAGCACCUCCUAGCUCUCCGCACUGCAGCUGACCCAGUGCUGAUGCCCAGAUAUGGAUUCUUGUGGCCCUUGGGGGCCUCUUGCAAUUCAGGCCAGGGGGAUGGUACGAGACCCAGAAAUCUACUGGGUUGGGUCAGUUAUGUACACCCAAAAGCAUCUGGUCAGCCUUUGAGAGUGACUUAACCAGUAUCUGUGCAACUACAUACACUAGUAAGCCCUGGAAUAGAAACCAAAAAACAGCCCAUCUUAAUACCACAUAUAAAUGUACCAAAUUAACAUGUACUUCUUAAAUUUAUAUAUACAAUGUUGUAUGUCAAACAUUAGUGUUUCAGUUAAAAAAAAAAAAAAAAAAAAGCCACCCUCCAUCCUUGUGGAAAGACAAAUCACAUCAUUUGUGGGAAGCAUACGCACAAGUGUGCCAUGUUUGGGGAUCAGUGAAGUCUGAGAUGGUGGCAGCAGCAGGUGACAUGAGAUACCUCCUAAAACUGCACAGGGAAUCUGAGUUUGAAGCAAGGGAGAAUAUUGCUGGAUCAGGUACCAGAUAAAACAUACAUUAUCUCCUGGGCUGUGGAAAGGAUCAUGGUCUUGACCUUAUGGGAUAUCGAAAGCCAUAAAACUUCCAUUUUCCAAGAUCCUAAACAUAACCUAACACUAGGCUUUGAAAGAGAAAGUACUCACCUUAAUGCUGCCAAUAGCAGUUCCUCUGAUCACUUUCAAGAAAGACACUAAAUUUCAUUUUGGAUGAGAUUUUUCUAUGGAAAUUUUGAAACAAUUUACAAAUACCAAAAAAGAUUCUUAACUUUAGAGAACAAACUUGAUGGCUACCAGAGGGGAGGUGGGCAGGGGAAGCAUAAAGUGGAAAUUAAGGAGUCUAAUUGUCAUGAGCAAAAGGUGAUAUAUGGAAUUGUUGAACCACUAUGUUGCACACCUCAAACUAAUGUAACACUGUAUAUUAACUACUGGAAAAAAAAAUAAUUUAUAAACAAACCCCAUGUACCUAACACCCACCUUCCAACAAUUAUCAAGCUACAACCCUCCUCCACUGUUUCUAACUAAAUACAGAUACUUUGUGCCUUGAAAUAAACCUCAAGGUCAAAACUUAUCAGUUAAUGAGGUCAGGAUAAAGAGCAUUUAGGUAAUCUUUCUAUAGCUUAACACCCUUCCUCUUAAACAAGUUUUUCUCCUGGGUCUUAAUUUGCCAGGUUGGACACUUCCAUUAACUCUUAUCUGCUCAAUCAUCCAGUGCCUUUCUUGCUGUCACAAACACAGAACUGGAACAUGGAUCGUGAACCUUCACUCAAAUACCAAGGCAGAAGCAAGUUGAGGGUGGUAUCUGUCAUACUGGGUCCCCAAGGAAAUGUAUGUCCCAGAAUGUAUGUUAUCAUGGUUUCCCAACAAUGAUUCCUGCUUUAAGUGCAGUGAGUUUAUUUAAAGCCUACUGUCCUGCAUUUAUUCCAGAUUACUUACCAUUUUCUUUAUUUCAUAGAAAGAAUAACUAUGAAUCCCAUUUACUCUAGAGAAUUCUGAAUUCCUGACAGUCCCAGUCUCCUAAAAUGUCAAGGCAUAUACUGCAUCUCUGCAGUAAGGAAAAUAAGACACAAAACAUACUUCCAGCUUAUGAAAAUUUAUUAUCACGUUUUUACAAUCAAAAUUUAUGACCUUGGUCUUUCCUUCUUGCCUUUGUAUAAGGCCAAAAGAGAGACAUUGGCUACUUUGACAACCUUAAAGCGAACUCCAGGAAUGUCACCGACAGCAUGACCUUUGCGACCAAAUCCAGCAACCAGAACUUCAUCAUUUUCCU
Mustela lutreola (European mink) is the source of this 17136-nucleotide messenger RNA. It is a transcript of the gene ATG10, whose product is annotated as autophagy related 10. The transcript has 8 exons. Lineage: Eukaryota; Metazoa; Chordata; Mammalia; Carnivora; Mustelidae. Gene Ontology annotation, cellular component: intracellular anatomical structure. Gene Ontology annotation, biological process: protein modification by small protein conjugation; macroautophagy; protein lipidation. Gene Ontology annotation, molecular function: Atg12 transferase activity. Bases 1566 to 2216 code for a protein of 216 amino acids. The record is from RefSeq and is a predicted model, not a curated record.